CAUCAAUCGCGGGUUUCUGGGUGGGCUGCGUUUCGAUUUCUCUUUCUCUGCUCUCACUUUUCCUUCUGCCGAUGGCUCGAUCAUUGCUGAAUUUGCCGUCUGGGGCGCAAGUGCUUUCUUGACAGCCUUUCAGUUGAGAAGAAGAGGGCGAGUCUUAGAGGAAGAGCCACCUCUUGAGCACGACUAACUGAAUCCUACGUACUGUAGCGGGUUUCCACCUCGCCGUGCUUUGCGGUGUUCCCAACUCUCGUUUUCUCUCGCUACAUCCUUUCGUUCUAGCAGCGUUGCUGCCCUGUUUGUACCCGUGCAUCUCAUCGAGCAGCACCAGGCUCCUGAGUCACUACCAACCCACAUCGCCGCCUGGCCCACGUUAUGGAAGUGCAGGUGGACACUAUGCCGAUCAACCAGAGUUCCAAGAAACGCAAGAGCCUCUUCAGUGGCGCUUCACCCAUCGCACCGCGCGUAUCUGCAUGCGGACCAUUGCGCACGCCCGUGGCCACACCGCCGAUGUCCGACGCUUCAUCCUCGUCAUCGGACAGCGUCAACCUGUCAGCAGCGUUAACCGCGCUCAAGGUGUCGCUCAAGCGCGACUUGGAGAGUUUCGCUCCUCCCACACCUGCAGUGUCGCCAGUCCACGGCCGUGGCUCGGCCAAGCGCGCUCGCUUCGACUUCGAAUCCAUCGAGGAGGAGUCGGAAGUAGACGCUGAGAAGCAGCAGCGAGUCAAGACUCCCACAGCAUCUCCACCCAAGACUGUGAACGCGCUGCUGGCCGUCAGCAGCCGCAUCAAGUUCGAGCUAGAGAAGCGUCGCCGUCGUGAACGUGAGCGCGCACAGAAGCCCCGUAGAAGAAAACAGCUGAGUUACUUCGCCAUCGUCGGUGCCUUUCAACGCGCGGCGCACGAGCGCGAAGUCGCCGUGCAGGUCGAGUGCGUCGUAGAGGCGUCGACGGAUUAACAACACAUCGUCGAGCACCAGCAGCUGGCAGUCCGACCUACUCGCCGGACGGAGACACUUCUGUCAUUCCCCCCUGUGGCGUCGAGCAUUUUGAGCUAUCUAUUCGAGCCACGUCGUCUUGUGCAAAUAACUAUCGUACCAAUACAGAAAUAUUCCAUACUUGUAUGUUCCUACCUCU
Phytophthora nicotianae INRA-310 is the source of this 1132-nucleotide messenger RNA. RefSeq lists its product as hypothetical. The coding region runs from base 373 to 954 and encodes 193 amino acids. Lineage: Eukaryota; Oomycota; Peronosporomycetes; Peronosporales; Peronosporaceae. The transcript has a single exon. The record is from RefSeq and is a predicted model, not a curated record.